Messenger RNA from Pyricularia oryzae 70-15, 1212 nucleotides. RefSeq lists its product as uncharacterized. Bases 68 to 1168 code for a protein of 366 amino acids. The record is from RefSeq and is a predicted model, not a curated record. Lineage: Eukaryota; Fungi; Ascomycota; Sordariomycetes; Magnaporthales; Pyriculariaceae. The transcript has 5 exons.
GACCAAACUAGCGCGGGCACACAGCCAAAUUAUACUUUUUUUUCCCUUUUUUUCGCGCGCGACAAAGAUGAUGUUCUGGUUGGUAAUCGCGUCUCUCGCGGUUGUGGUGCUUGCAUUGGCAAGGCGACGAGAGACGAGAGAGGCACCCGCCCAUCAAUUGGCGAGCGAAAAAUAUGGCAGAAAAGGGUCCAAGGGACGAGCAGAUGUUACAGCCUCUGCGCCCCCGAUAGAACCGCUGGCUGGCUUCGACUUGGAACAGACGAAACCGAAGGAAUUCCGCCCCUUCAAGCCAAUCUACCACAUCACCAUGGGGCUGCAAGCCAGCAACCCGUCCAAAUUGAUCACCAUGGAUCAAGACUACGGCGAAAAGAUGGAGUUUAGACGAAAGACCAUCGCGUCGCACCCCGACACGGUCGUCGGCGCCGUGCAGCCCGACGGCCUGGCGCCCGCGCAGGAGCUGUACGCCUACCUGCUGGCCGAGUACCUGCCGACGCGGUACCCGAGCGUCUUCUCGCUCGAGGACGACGGCGCGACGCUGCGCAACCACGUCACCGGCUGCGUCUGCCCGACGGCGCCGCCGGCCGACGUCGAGCUGCUCCUGCGCACGCUGGGCGAGACGGUCGAGGAUGACAUCUUCGUCCUGGUGCGCACCCCCGGCGGCGAGCACCGGAUGGUCGCGUUUGUGUGCUGCCAUCCGGCCGGCUUCGAUCCCGCGGCCAAGCUGGGCAUGGUGCUUGCGGAGAUUCACGGGCCGGUCCCGUCGUAUGAGAAGAUUGGCCCGAGUAUGGAGAGGUUCUUUGCAAAGUUGCAGGUUGGGGAGGUGGUCAAGAGGUUGAAUUGGGCAAUCACCACCGAGUCGCAACUCUUCACCCCCAGCGCAUAUCAUGUCCACGAGGGCGAUGAGGUCCAAAAGGAUGAGGAGGUUGACAUUGAAAAGACUCGACUCCGCGUCGAGUUGCAAUCACUUUCUAGGCUUCCCAAGACCAAAGCGGUCAUCUUCUCCUUCAAGUCAUACCUCUACCCGGUAACAGAUAUCAAGGCAGAGGGCCUGGGUCCGGGACUGGCAGACGCCAUCGAAGGUCUCAAGAAGGGCAACGCGCCGGGCAUGUGGACUUAUAAGGGCGCGGUGCGAUGGGGGAAAGCUGUUUGCGAAUACCUGCGGAGCUAGUGGACUACUUUGUUCGGGAGUAUACAGGCUAGAACAUUUCGCAU